This is a messenger RNA of Lates calcarifer (barramundi perch), 1624 nucleotides long. RefSeq names its product myelin-oligodendrocyte glycoprotein-like. Bases 91 to 786 code for a protein of 231 amino acids. Lineage: Eukaryota; Metazoa; Chordata; Actinopteri; Centropomidae. The record is from RefSeq and is a predicted model, not a curated record. The transcript has 5 exons.
GUUCGGAGAAGUUUCCCCGCUGCAUGAACUGAACAGCUGAGUUUGAAGCGGUAUUACCACCAGACCAUACGAGUCACAGUAGAGCUGAAGAUGGAGGAGAGAGUCUGUAUCUUCCUGCUUGUUUUAUUCUUCAGUCAUCAAGUUGUCAGCGGAAAUCAUCAUGUCUCCUGUCCAACUCCACCCAUCGAGGCAGAAGAAGGUGAUGUUGCUGAGCUUCAGUGUCGUCUGGAUCCAUCAGUGGACUUGAGGAAAGAAACGCUGGAUUUUACCAGAGCUGACAUCAACAAAGAGGUGGUCCACGCAUAUCGACAUGAAAAGGACCAAACUGAUCCACAGAUGGAUCAGUACAGAGACAGGACGACUCUGAUCCAUGAAGAUCUGAUCAGAGGAAUCAUCAGUCUGAACAUCUCCUCAUUGAACCUGACAGACAGUGGACUGUACACAUGUUACGUCCCAGACCUGGAAGCCAGUUGUACCAUGAAUGUUACUGUUGUGAGAAAGAAAGAUGAGUUCACAACAACGAGACCUCCAGUGACAGAAAACACUGAGUCAGAGAAACCUGGAGCUGAGGAGAAUAAGAGGGUUGGUGCCAUUGUUGGUGUUGGUCUUUUUCUCUUUGCUCUUGUCCUCAUUAUUCUCAGAGUCCUGGUGAAACGUAGAAAUCUCUGGAUGAAGAAGAAGCAGGAAGCAGAGAAAACACCAAACAUCUCUGAGAUGGAAAAGCUGGAGACGACAUCAACAGAAGGAGAUGAAGAGCUGCAGAAAACGCUUCAGGAAACUUCCUGAAAGAGGUGUAGUUGUUGUUGAUGAACUGUCUGGACUGAGACAUCAAAACUAUUGAGGUUUUUUUAACCUUUAAAGCAUUAUGGUUCUCAGCAGUUUGAGCCACAGUAAGUCCUCAGCUCAGCCUUCACUCCACAUGUGCAUCUGUCUGUUUACAUUCGUAACUUUCUUCUUCUCUGUUACUAAAGUUUAAGUGGAUUUCUGUUGGUUAUUUAUGUAGUUUACCAGAAUCAAAAUGGAUUUUAUAAAAACCAGGGCAGCCAGGUGUCAGUCAGUUUGGUUUUAAGACGUUUUUACUUCAUUAUUAUAAUCAAGCACAGGUUAUUAGUUUAGAUGUGUAGUUACUGCAUUCAGCCUGUAGGUGGCAGUGAUGAGACACAGAACAACAACAGAGACUGUGGGUUAUUCACUGAUCACAGGGUUGGUGGUUUGAUCCCCAGCUGCUGAAGUGUCCUUGAACCCACAGUUUCCUCACUUGUGAGUCUCUCAGGAUAAAAUGGUUGAAUGUAAAUGUGUCUCUGUCAGAUUAAUGUGUCUCUUUGUUUUCCACUGAUCUCAGGUUUUCUAACUUAAAAACAGCUGGAAGCUUUGUUUCCUCUGCUGUGUGGACGGUGGAUUUUAAACUGUUUCCUCUUUUCCAAUCUACUUUGAACUUGUAUGUAUUUUGCCCUGCAUUAUAAAACUGUAAUGUAAUCAUCAUAUGACACUAAAUGAUGAAAUGACUUUGACCAGCUUCAGUGUUGCUGUAGAAGUUCAUGGUUAAAUGUUUCCUGCUGGACAGGAACCUUUGUUCACUUGUUGUUCACUGACUGAGUUUGUAAAUAAAGUUGGUUUGAAAACA